ACCGAGCUUCGCGCCUUCCUCGGCUUUGGUAGGCUGAGUGGUCGGAGAGGGAGAGCAGAGCACCAGUUUCUCUUUUACAUAUUCAUUUAUUUAUUUUGGUCUGUGAAUUUAAAGGGGAAAUAUCCAGUUUUUUGGUAUUCUCGGUGAAUUUUCUGCAGAAAAAAAGGUAGAGAUGCCAAUUGUGCGGUUUCAGGCCGGAGACACUGUGAUGGGCCGCUGGCCCGGCAGUAACCUCUACUAUGAGGUCAAAGUUCUGAGUUACUCUGCCAAGUCUCAGCUCUACACCGUCAUCUACAAAGAUGGCACAGAACUGGAACUGAAGGAUGCAGAUAUUAAGAGCAUGACCGGAUUCAGGCAGGGGUCUGGCCGCUCUCGUUCCCGCUCCCGCUCUCCUGCUCGUACUCGCCGAAGUCGUUCACGCUCUCCAGCGAGAACACCUCGCCGCUCUUCAGCGCACACCGCUGAGAGACGCAAAGACAAACUUAAAGAUGUGCUGGAGGUGUGUCUCUCGCCUGUGACAAUGCCGCUGGUGAACAAUAGCAACAAUGAGCACGAAAAGAAAGAAGAGAAUGACAGAGCCAGCAAAGAGGUUGAGAGGGUAAAGGAGGAAGGCGAGAACCAGGUAAGUAGCCGCUACAAUCUACGCCGCAGGAAGGACCAGGGGGAGGAGCCAACGAUAGAGCAAAAGAAUGCAGAGCCAGUCGUGUUGCUGGCUGCACCACAGCAGACCAGCAAGACCAUCGAGCUGGAGUUUGGAGGAAGAAUCGGUGCAUUCUUUUUGCUGCUGCUGCUUCCUGUGGUGGUUCUGGCACUGCUUAUUCUCUGUGGCCAGAAGGAUUCUAGUCUCCUCAGCUUUCCUCGCAUGCUUCCCCCACUUGACUCUCUGUGGGACUGGCAGGUUUUUGGCAUCACACUCCUUUGGCUGCUCUUCCAGGCUGUCCUCUUCCUGCUCCCUAUUGGCAAGGUUGUUAACGGAAUGCCUCUGAAGAAUGGAGAAACACUGACGUACAGAAUUAAUGGAUUUUAUGCACUGAUCAUCAGUGGUGUAGCAGUAGGCACCAGCGUAUAUAAUGACGUGGAUCUUGGCUAUAUCCACAAUCAUUUCCUCCAGUUCUACACCUCAGCCCUGCUCAUCUCCAUCCUCCUCAGCAUCUACCUGUUUGUCCGUUCUCGCUGGACCACUGACGAUGAGCGUGCUCCAGCUGGCAACUCUGGUUAUGUGAUCUAUGAUUUCUUCAUGGGACGUGAGCUGAAUCCACGAAUCAAAGGUUUUGAUAUCAAAUUCUUCUGUGAAAUGCGUCCAGGACUUAUUGGUUGGCUUGUGAUUAACUUUGCCAUGUUGCAUACUGAGAUGAAACUCCAGAAUCUUGACACCCCGUCCUCAGCCAUGCUGCUUGUGAAUAUCUUCCAGUUGCUCUGGGUUGCUGAUGGCCUUUGGCAUGAGGAGAAACUUCUAACCAUGAUGGACAUAGUGUAUGAUGGCUUUGGGUUCAUGUUGGCGUUUGGAGAUCUGGCCUGGGUUCCAUUUACUUUCACUUGUCAGUCAUAUUACCUUGCCAGUCACUCCAGUGACCUCUCUGUGUUUUGGAUUCUGUCCAUCAUCUUAAUGAACACAGUCGGCUACUACAUAUUCCGGAAAGCCAACUCACAGAAAUUUGCUUUCAGAAGAAAUCCAGACGAUCCCACCGUGUCUCAUCUGAAAACGAUUCCAACUGCAACUGAAAAGAGCCUUAUCGCAUCUGGUCUCUGGGGUUUUGUUCGCCAUCCGAAUUACCUCGGUGACCUCCUCAUGGCUUUGGCCUGGUCCCUGACGUGUGGUUUUAAUCACAUAAUUCCUUAUUUUUAUGUGAUUUACCUGCUCGUCCUGCUGGUCCACCGGGAGGCGCGAGAUGAGCAUCAGUGUAGGAAGAAGUACAGUGUGGCAUGGGAUCAGUAUUGCAAAGCAGUGCCUUACCGUGUUUUCCCUUGGAUCUACUGAGAACUCUCUCUCUCUCUCUCUCUCUCUCUCUCUCUCUCUCUCUCUCUCUCUCUCUCUCUCUCUCUCUCUCUCUCUCUCUCUCUCUCUCUCACACACACACACACACACACACACACACACACACACACACUUCCAGAGAGACAUUUGGUCCAUACAGAAUUUCCUGUAGAGCAUCUGAAUGAAAAUCUUAAUCCUGAGAGCAAGAACACAACUGACGUGGUCUCUGGGCAGAUAUUUGGGUCCAAGGAUAAAAAAGUAAUCAGAAUUUUUUGUAAAAAAGAUAUUAGAAUCUCACCCCAGUUCAAUGCUCUUCUCUGUACAUAGAUGUACAUAAAUGUUUUUUACUUAAGCAAUUUUUAAUCACCUUCUAUAACCAAUUUGUUUUGCCUUUAAUUUCUUGGUGUAAUUCUCUUAAACGUACACUUUAAUUCAUUUUGUAUAUUAUGUUUGAUGGGAUAUUGAUUUAAUGAUUGUUUUUUUUUUAUUAUUCUUCAUUUUUGUCCCUGUAUAGUAAAAACAGUUAUGCUCAGGACCAUUGCUUUUAUGAGAAUUUGUUUUUGUUUGAAUUAUUUUUGAUUGAAGUUCUUAUUUAAGGCAGAUUGUUUUAAAAUAAUUUUUAACUGAUCUGUGCAAAGAUGUUUGUUUAAGCCAAAUGCUUUUAAAGAAUUUUCAUAUUCUUUAUUUUAUUUUACAUUUUGUUCUGUGACAGUAACUAGUGCUUUGUUUUCUGUAACAUAUAACGCAUGGCAGGAGAGAUCACAUCACUGUUCAUUUGUACUUUAAAACUUUGUUCUUCAGUACAAAUACUCUGAGUAUUUCAGUGUCCAAAGUCUACUUGAUAAAGAGAGUAAAUCAGGCUGAUUAAAUGUGAAAUAAAUUGCCAUGAUGUUUGAAAUAUAGAUUGUAAUGACUUGGCAAAAAGGUUUAAAAUGUAAGAAACAAUUUGCACAGAAGAGUUUUAUUACUUAACCUGUAGUUUCUUAAUAAAAUGGGUUGAUCAGAAUACUGGGUUGUGUUUAACAGCUCAAUGUUUCAUUAACUGCAAAUUAUUUUCAUUCAUGCACAUUUGAACCUUUUUAUUCUUAUUUGAUGAUCUUUAAUUAUUGCUGUUGCUUUCUUUUCCUUAACCAUUGUCUUUUGGCGAGUUGAAAAGCGCUUGUGAAAUGUUCUGUUUGUUCUUUGGGUAAAUGUCACAAGGAGUUUUUUAGACAGUAAAAAGCAGAUGUUGCAUUGGAUUUUUUUGCCAAAAAAUAAAAUAUUUUGUGUAGCCUA
Molecule: messenger RNA, 3250 nt
Organism: Silurus meridionalis
Lineage: Eukaryota; Metazoa; Chordata; Actinopteri; Siluriformes; Siluridae
Gene: lbr
Product: lamin B receptor
Exons: 14
Coding region: 173-1978 (601 amino acids)
Biological process (GO): sterol biosynthetic process
Cellular component (GO): nuclear inner membrane
Molecular function (GO): oxidoreductase activity, acting on the CH-CH group of donors, NAD or NADP as acceptor
Source: RefSeq, a predicted model, not a curated record